This is a messenger RNA of Baudoinia panamericana UAMH 10762, 1395 nucleotides long. RefSeq lists its product as uncharacterized. Lineage: Eukaryota; Fungi; Ascomycota; Dothideomycetes; Mycosphaerellales; Teratosphaeriaceae. The transcript has a single exon. The coding region runs from base 302 to 1258 and encodes 318 amino acids. The record is from RefSeq and is a predicted model, not a curated record.
UAGGAGCCGCCGGUCGGUGCAGCGCUGUGCGCUGCAUGUAUCCUCGAGCAGCAGCAGCAGCAGGACUGUGCUGCGGCGAAGCACCGCCAGGAGCUGUCAGGUGAGCCCAGUCGAAUCUCCCUUUAAGCCCUGCGUCUGCUUGCCUCUCGGUCACAAGGCUCGCCUUCUUGCUUCUCGCCACGAACCGGUGAGCUCCUUGCUUACGAGGGACCGCAGGUCUUGGGUGUCGUCCAGUUCUCUACCGAUUCAUUCAUUUGAUUCUUCGGUCACUCAUUUCCGUCUCAAGCGACGACACGCCACCAUGGCUGCUUCGGUCACUGCUACUGCUACCUUGGCUGCUGCUGGGUUCGACAAGAGGUCGAGCACUUCCUCGUCAUCCCUGCAAACUCCUGGAUCUGGUACUUUUCCGUCCGAGAUGCGCAGUCCGAUGGCUGCCUCUCCAAGCUUCCAAAAGCAGAGAGAGAACGAUCUCAAGACGCCUAUCACUCCGCCGUCAGCCUACCUGGACUUCCUGAAAAGCAUGUCACCUGCCAUGAUGAGUCCGGCACCAACCGGUACCAGCACGCGCUUCAGCUUCAACGCCGACAAGUGUUUCGACAAAGCCUCGGAAAAGGCAUCUGACAAGUCUUCCUUCAGCGGUCCAAUGUCGCAACCUCCGCUUUCGCGCAACACCUCUUACGACUCCACCACGUCUACGGCAACAACAUCUACCACCCAAAGCACGGCAUCUUCGAACAGCGCAGCGAGCACAGCUCGGCGGCACCGACCCGAAUCGCCGCGUGUAAUGAUCCCACCGUCACCGUUUGCAAAGCCUACUCUACCAGGUUCAGCGCGUACUCCGCGCAAACUCACGAUCCCACAAUCACCUCUAUCAACAGCAGGACUACCGUCAGCCAGGUCGAUAGCUUCACCAUAUUUGAUGUCUUCCACGCCGCUCAGCGCAGCGCCGUGGAGCGCAUCCUUCUCGCCUCGGGAUAUUGAUACUGAGGUGAUUAACAAGCCUGGCAAGAUGUACGUCAAGCAGGUCGUCACAAGGACCGUGACUUACUGCAGAACGCCUCUAGACACCGUGCCGGACGGUAAUCUGUGGAAGAGGAGGAAGGUUGAGCAUGACAGCUCGAAACGCGAGACAACUUCGGCAGAGCCGGAGAUCAAGCAGGAGAAGCUUGAGGCAGUUGCGGAGGAUAGCGCUUCGAUAAAGAUACCCACUGAGACGGCACAGCCUGUGGCUGUGAGCGAAGAGAAGCCGUCAUUCUAAGUGAAGUUGGCCGGUUGCUCGACGGUCUUCGAUUCUUGGCGGCACGUUUGACGACAGCGUUUGAUCAGAGAGCUGACAAUGUCGGCUCGAUAUUUCAUUAAUGAAUUACGAAGGUUACUGCUGGAAGUGGACGACGA